AUGGCACAGUCUACGCCCAGCAUUCCUCUAAACCAAGCCGUCGUCACAACACACAGCUCGGUGGUAGUGACCAAAGCCAGCGUUACAAGCGUCUGGAACACUCUCAUCGACACAUCCACAUGGCCAGAAUGGAAUCGCCUUGUCCCCAAAGUCAUCAUAAACUCACAACCGGACCAGCUUGAAAAUAGCACAGAAACACCGCCAUCAUCGCUUUCCCCGGUUUUCCAACGCGGGACAAAAAUGUCGCUCUUGUUUAAUACGAAUGCCGACAACGAGAUGGAUGGCAAUGCACCACCUUUUGAGGAAUCGUCGCUGGUGAUGUUGAAAAGUGUGAUUACUGUUUUUGAACCGCCAAACUCUGAAAAGGGUGAAAAAGGGCGUAUUGCAUGGGCGGUUGAUACGCAGGCAGAGGGUUCAUGGCCCAAAUGGCUCGUGUAUGCGGAAAGAGUGCACGAGAUUUAUCAGGAUGAAGAUGGAAAUGUCAAGGUUGAAGACUGGGAGCUGCAGACGGGGGUAAUGGCGUACGGCGUACGAUGGAUGAUGGGUGCCAAACUUGAACGGUUACGUCAAAUUUGGAUAGAGAACCUCAAGAGUUUCGUGGAAGCGGGGAACCAAGGGUAA
Talaromyces rugulosus is the source of this 621-nucleotide messenger RNA. RefSeq lists its product as uncharacterized. The record is from RefSeq and is a predicted model, not a curated record. The transcript has a single exon. Bases 1 to 621 code for a protein of 206 amino acids. NCBI's taxonomy places the organism in Eukaryota, Fungi, Ascomycota, Eurotiomycetes, Eurotiales, Trichocomaceae.